This is a messenger RNA of Entamoeba histolytica HM-1:IMSS, 891 nucleotides long. RefSeq lists its product as uncharacterized. The transcript has a single exon. The coding region runs from base 1 to 891 and encodes 296 amino acids. Gene Ontology annotation, cellular component: nucleus. The record is from RefSeq and is a predicted model, not a curated record. NCBI's taxonomy places the organism in Eukaryota, Evosea, Mastigamoebida, Endamoebidae.
AUGAGUCAUCAACAAAGAAAGAAGAAUAAUCAUCAAUUUGAAGAUUCAGAUCUUUUACUUAAUGAUAGUGAUUCAGAUGUAGAAAAAAUCUCACCAAAAAAACCAUCUGACAAAUUCGAAAGAACACAAAGAAGUCAAAAGAUUGCGACUCAAUCAAAAAAAGGUGAUCUUACACCUGAAGAAACUAAUUUAUUAGUAAAUGAUAUAAUGAGAAAGGUAUUGGCUUAUCAAGUGUCAAAGAAAAUAUUAACACGUGAUGACAUUUCAAAAACUGUUUUUGCAAAAUACAAAAUAAGUCCAAGAAAUACAUUUAAAAGUUGUAUGGAAGAAGCCUCUAAUAGACUAAAAAAACAAUUUGGAUUUGAAUUAAAAGAAAUUAAAAGUGGUAAUUCAGGAAAAUCUGUUUACAUUCUUCUUGAUGGAAUUCAAGAAAUUGAAGAACCAAAGACAUAUGCAGUAGAAGGAAUGACUAAUUCUAUGAUUAUUCAACAAUCAAUCACAUUUAUAAUACUUUCAUUAACAAUGCUUAAUGGAGAAGCAAUAUUUCAAGAAGUUUUAGUUCAAUAUUUAAGAACGUUAGACAUAUGUUCUGUUCCAGAACAACCGUCAUUAGAAUUUUUUAUUGAUAAAGUAUUAACAAAACAAGGGUAUUUAAGAAGGAUUAUUAUUCAAAAUGAUAAUGGAUCAAAAACAAUAAAAUAUUCUUUAGGUGUUCGUACUUAUGCAGAACUUGGUAAAGAUAUGUUAUAUUCAAAAAUUGCUCAAAUACAUGGGGAAGAAUUAGGUGAAAGUGAACGUUCUAUGUUUAAAAAAGAAACUGAAAGAUUUUUAACAGAAAAUUAUGAUGAAGUUGAAGAUGCUAACUUACUUGAUAAUGACGAAACAAUAUAA